UGAAUUCUUAUGUUAUGUACAACAGAAACUGCGUUAAUAAACUGCUUUGUGUAAUUGUUCCUAACCUAUUCUUGAUAACGUAUUGAUGUAUUGAUGACAAAUCAAUGUCAAAAAGCUAUUAAUAAAAAUAAAAUUAUAUAGUUUACUUUACGUUAAACAGCAGAUAAAAAAAAGAAAAAUGGAUCACAAUUCAUAUUAUUAUGAUUCUCAAUAUAUACAUGAUGAAAAUGAGAAUCAAAGUUAUAAUAAUUUUGAAAAUGAGGAUGAAAAUAUCAGUGACAUCGAAAAUCACAAUGAAAAAGAUGGAGAUGCUUUACUCAUCUCUUUAGUGCGUGACUAUCCUUAUUUAUAUAAUAAAGAAUUAACUGAUUUUAAGGAUUGUAUUAAAAAGCAAAAUGCCUGGAUAGAAAUAGGAAUUAUUAUGAACAUGAAAGCGGACGAAUGUCAAUCAAGAUGGACACGACUAAGAGAGAGAUACACACGAGAGAAAAAAUUAAAACAAGAAGAAACGACUACUGGGAGCGGAGCUUCAAAAAGAAGGAGUUUUGAAUUUUUCGAAACUAUGCAAUUUUUGGAACCCUUUAUUAAGAGAAGAAGAACAAUGACUAAUGUGCCUAUCAAAACCGCAUCUGCGUCGACAAAAUGUGUCAAUCUUCAAAAAAAUUUUAGUUCAUGUGUACGUAGCGGAAAAGAAAACUUCUCUUUACCAAUCUCAUCUACUUUACUUCAACAGUCUUCAAGAGAUAACAAGACAACAAUAGUUUCAGAACAGAAACUAUUUAAAGUAGGCUCAAAUAGUGGGAAACAAAACACAUCUGCAAACGCAGCAUUUUUGUUGAGCAAUCUUUAAUAGAUGAUAGAGAGGUGAUGACAGAGAGAGAUGCAAAUGACUUAACUUCGGAUUUCUGUGGCAAUGUAUCUGAUACUUCUUCUACAUCAUUAAAUUCCACUGAUAUAAGAGAAAAGAGUUUAAUUAGACAAGGAAUAAAAUUUAAAAAAAGUCACAGCCGGAUACUCUACAAAAUACAAUUUCUAAAGUUUCUUCUCUAAUAGAGAACAGAUUCCAUUCAACAACUUCAUCAUUUUUAAAGCAAGAAAUAGAAGAAGAUGUGGCUUUUUGUCAACUAAUAUUAUCUUCAUUAAAAAGAAUGCCUGAAAAUAAAAGUAAAGAAAAAAAGAAAGAAAUAUUCCGCAUUAUAUAUGAUAUCUAAUAAUAAUCAAAAUUCUUAAGUGUGACUCAAAAGUGUCACAAUUCCGAUGUGCAAUUUACUGACAGUAUAUUUUUCUUUGUACAAACAUUAAAAAACAAAAAA
This is a messenger RNA of Linepithema humile (Argentine ant), 1313 nucleotides long. The record is from RefSeq and is a predicted model, not a curated record. NCBI's taxonomy places the organism in Eukaryota, Metazoa, Arthropoda, Insecta, Hymenoptera, Formicidae.